Messenger RNA from Ziziphus jujuba (common jujube), 993 nucleotides. Its product is annotated as monolignol oxidoreductase AtBBE-like 15. The transcript has 3 exons. The record is from RefSeq and is a predicted model, not a curated record. Gene Ontology annotation, molecular function: FAD binding. NCBI's taxonomy places the organism in Eukaryota, Viridiplantae, Streptophyta, Magnoliopsida, Rosales, Rhamnaceae. Bases 1 to 993 code for a protein of 330 amino acids.
AUGAUUGGCAAGAGACGAGCCCUUGCCAGAACCAAGAAAAUGGAAGAAGGGCAAAACACAAGAAUUCGUUUCCUAUAUUCCGUUUUCAUCUUUCUAUUUUCAACUUCAUCUUCAUGCUUGAUCAGAAUUGAAAGCAGUGGUCAUGACUAUGAAGGCCUAUCCUACACUGCUUCUCUCCCAUUUGUUGUUCUCAAUCUCAUAAAUUUUCGAUCAAUCAGCGUUGACAUAGAAGAUAACAGUGCUUGGGUUGAAUCUGGAACAACAGUUGGUGAAUUGUACUACAGAAUUGCAGAGAAAAGUCCAGUCCAUGGAUUCCCUGCUGGGGUUAGCCCAACAAUUGGGAUUGGUAGGUAUAUAAGCGGAGGUGGGCUUGGUAAUAUGUUGAGGAAAUAUGGUUUGGCUGCGAAUAAUAUCCUUGAUGCACGUAUAGUUGAUGUUAAUGAUCGAAUACUUGAAAGAGAAUCCAUGGGAGAAGAUCUAUUUUGGGCCAUUAGAGGAGGUGGAGGGUCAAGCUUUUGUGUUGUUCUUUCAUUGAAAGUCAAGCUUGUUUAUGUCCCACCAACUGUGACUAUUUUCAAAGUUGCAAGAGCCUUAGACCAAAGUGGUACAAAGCUUGUGCAUAAGUGGCAAAAAAUUGGACCAAAAAUGGAUGAGAACCUGUUUGUCAAAUUAAUUGUUGACGCUGCAGAUGGAGGAAAUAGAACACUCAAAGUCACAUUCAAUUCUGUAUUUCUAGGGAGAGCUAAUCAGCUGCUUCAGACAUUGGAAAAAAGUUUUCCUAAAUUGGGUUUGGAAAUUAGUGACUGCAAAGAAAUGAGCUGGAUUGGAUCUGUUAUGUAUUUUUCAGGGUACCCAGAAAGAACAACAAUAGAAGCACUAAGGGAUAGAGUACCGCAGAGAAGGAACUUCUUCAAAGCUAAAUCAGACUUUGUGAAGGAACCCAUUUCGGAAUCCGCACUGGAAAAUAAUGCAUAUGUGAUGGAGUAUGCAUAA